This is a messenger RNA of Cephus cinctus (wheat stem sawfly), 6330 nucleotides long. RefSeq names its product potassium voltage-gated channel subfamily KQT member 1 (gene KCNQ). Gene Ontology annotation, molecular function: voltage-gated potassium channel activity. Gene Ontology annotation, cellular component: membrane. Bases 2351 to 4912 code for a protein of 853 amino acids. Gene Ontology annotation, biological process: transmembrane transport; potassium ion transport. The record is from RefSeq and is a predicted model, not a curated record. Lineage: Eukaryota; Metazoa; Arthropoda; Insecta; Hymenoptera; Cephidae. The transcript is spliced from 14 exons.
CGUCACACUGCCUCGCAGGUCCAACAGUGAAAAACGAUCCAGUGCGAUUUGACGUCGAAGACAGAGAAAAAAAAUGCAGCCGAGCGUAUAACACGAGAAUGACCUAUCCGGAAUGCGCAAUCGAAGAGGGUCGAUUGAUUGGCCAUUUAGAAUUUUUGUCUCUGAUCCGGAGUGCAUCGUGGAGUGUUCGGAGUAUCGACUGUGCUUGAUAACGGGCGAAAUUAAAUCCUUAUAAAGUUUUGCCCAGAGAGACCCGUAAACGCGAACAUUAAGUCGCCCAAGUGGCGUAAGUCGCGCAUUAGCAAUUUAACGGGGACUGCCUACCGGGACGAUGCAAAUCCAGCUAAGUAAGUAGAGGGAACAAGUAGUAUUAAGUAGAGUAGGUGGGUGGGUAGUCGGACAUACGAAUUCGAGGGGUAUAGCGAAGCUAGGGGCGGUAUGAGCCAACCAGUGCCAAAAGGAGGUGUAACGACCCCGAUGUGGGUAGGAAGGAGAGAAAAGCCCCGAAAAAAAAGGAAGGAAGAAGUGAGGGUGAGGUUAUACGCGGUUAUCCUAUGAGGAAGGGGUGGCUUGGGAAAGGGGUAGGGAGUCCAGGUGGUGGAUAGGCGAGGAAGGCGCUGGGGCUGAGAUGGAGGUGGCGGAGGAGGCGAGGGGCAAGCAUAACAGAGCCCAAGCAACGUACUACCCGCGAUCCGCAUUGCAUCCGAGCGCCAAACUACCCCCGUUCGAGCGUGCGGCAGAAAGUGGAACUACUCGUAGCCCAAGAGCCACAGUUGGUUGCGGGCUCUCGCCCUCAGAGGACAUCGGGAACCCCGUCACUUUAACGAGUCCAACUCGUCCUCGUAAACAUUUUAGUUUUUCGUUUCUCCGUGGUCACGCGGGCUAGCGACACUUCCGGUUCCCUCCAUCGAAUCAGCAAAGAAACGACCCCCGUCCAAGGCGACCGGUACCUGAACUCGCUCUGACGUCAUUCCGUCUAUCCCGCGUUUUGGCUCCCUCGACUCUUUCCUUGCUUUCAUCUCUGUCAUCCAGAGGAGAUCAUCCUACCCCGGGGUUCACCUCGUCAUCCUCGUCGCUCGAUCUUCCAUCCCCUUCAUCUCAUCAUCGAAGACAACCCCGGACGGGUCAGUCCCAAAAAUACCCAGGGGACACGACCGUCGCUCGGAUCCCUUUUAUCCCUUGACACUCAAAAUCGUCCCGAGGGUCCGAUUCCUUCCUGCCUUCCGCUUAGUCGCAACCGGAUGACGCGUUCUCAGCGUCAGAGACAGGAGCCAGUGUCGCGAGUAGGAAACAAAGAGACCAGAGGCCGAAGCUCGGCGCUGCCGGUGCCACGGACGGAUGGUUAAUCGCAACUGGCAUAAGCGCCGAGGUUAGCGGAUCGUUAAAGUGGCGGCGGUACACGCGGGCCCGACGUACCGGGUGUCUCGAGAGAACGCGGAGCUGACCUCGUAACGUCUAAUCUAAUGUCUAAGGUCGCACGAUUAUAUCUCGUGAGACAUCUAACUUCUCUGUGAUCACCUAAUACACUUAAGCAAUACUAAACGGAAGCAAUCGUAAAGUGCAUUUAACGGCCGGGUCUAAGCAGUCGGCACUUUUCCAAACGCGCCAGUUCGUACUCACGUAGGUACGGGUAGAGGCUGUCUAUAUUUCUGUAGACAAGUAUACGUGCGCGGCCCUCGUGAGGUAAUGCGCGCGUAAAGAAGAAAAAGGACCACGUGAGGUCGCGCGAGUUGAGCCAAGUGCAGGUAACAAUGGAACAGUGCACGAUCGUGAAAGGAGUGAAGCGUUAGGGAAAGAAAAAGUAAAAAGAACAAAGAAAAAAGAAAAGGGUAUCGUCGAGUCUUCUGUUAGAUGAGACAACAGUCAGCCGCAAGUCCUGACGACCAAGAGACACGACGACUUCCGGUCCUCGACGCGGUGUCCCUGGCUGAUACGUGGAGAAUGCAAAUAGCGUCAACGAGAAGUCCCGAAAGAUGUUUGGAGUGCGACCUCUUCAGGAAGGUCCUCAGGUGAGAGGCCGAUAAGGGAAGCGGGAGGCGAAGCACGUAGAAGCCGGAAGAGAUCAGGAAGCUAGCUCCAGCCACACGAGAAGGACGUAGGCGCGCGAGGUUCGUUGGCGUGAGCUCUUCAGGACUCUGGACCAGGUGAUGAUGAAUCGAUCGGAGGUCGUCGUCGUCGGAGUUGGCCCUUGGAGGCUUUCAAAAGAGACGAGGAAGUUAGGUGGUAACCAGAUAAAUGAUACGGCAGGGGAUGCUGAGGUCCAUCCGAUGUGCCAUAGGCUCCAGAGUAAAGAAAUUAUUGAUAAAGGUAUCGUCAACAUAUAAUACGACAAGACGCAAAUGCUCGUCAGAUGAAAAGUUCGGAAACCACGAACAGUUGGUUGCGUCGUGCAUUUCGUCCAAGGAUGAACCGUGGGGAGCAAGAGACUUUGUUCCGGCAGAGCCGGCAGCUCACGCAGAUAGUACCGUCUAGGGAUGAUCUGGUGCUCAGUGUACUAAAGGCACCGAUCAGUCAGCAGCAGCAGCAGCAGCAGCAACACCGUCAUCAGCAACAGCUGCAGCAGCAACAUCAUCACGCGCAGCAAGCUCAACGCCAGCAGCAGCAACAUCAUCAUCAUCACAUGCACCAUGUCAACUGUCAGGUUCUUCAUAAUCACAAGAGAUGCAGUCAUGCAGGUCAAGCUUACGGAAAAGACGGGGUCCGAGCCAAAGAGCCGACGUCCUCGUCGGCGUCGGAGAAGAGGUAUAGCGGAGCGGCGGUUGCGGCGUACGCGGCCCUUCAGGGUAGCGAGGACGAGCUCGUGGCCGAGGCCGAGGACGACGACGAUGAUGAUGACGAGGCCGAGGAGGACGCGGCCCUGAAAGCUGGUGGCAGCGAGACCGAGGACACGGAAAACGGUGGUACCUUGGAAGAGACUCCGGCCUCGACCUCGCCCUCGCCCUCGACCACCGCUCGACGCUUCACCUUCCUCCGUCGCUUCCGUUCGCCGCGCUUCGGCGAGGCGCAUCACAAGCGCGUCCCAACCCCAAUCAAGAGGAAGCAUCGCCGAAAAAAGAGCGAGGACGACAUCAUCGACAAUCAGGUCGAUGGAAUCGAGGAGGAGCCACCAAGUCCGGAACAACGUGGCGUUCCCGAUCCGUACUACCCGAUCUACCUACCCAUAGAUCAGGCCUUCAAGGCCAAGUACGUGUUCCAUCACAAGAAGGGCAAGACCUUCCAGGAGAGGCUCUACGUCUUCCUGGAACAUCCGGGCGGUUGGCUCUGCUUCAUCUAUCACUGUACCGUGUUCAUGGUGGUACUGGUGUGCCUGAUAUUUAGUGUACUCUCAACGAUAGACCAAUACAGUAACUUCGCGAACGAGACUCUCUUCUGGAUGAACUAUUUUCAGGAAAUAUGCCUGGUGGUGUUCUUCGGCGUGGAAUAUCUUGUGCGUCUCUGGAGCGCGGGAUGUCGCUCGAAGUACAUGGGAUGCUGCGGUCGUUUGCGUUUUAUACGAAAGCCGAUUUGCAUCAUAGAUCUGAUCGUCGUGGUGGCCUCGAUGGUGGUGCUCUCUGUCGGCAGCAACGGUCAGGUAUUCGCGACGUCAGCCAUACGAGGUAUAAGAUUCCUGCAGAUACUGCGUAUGCUCCACGUGGAUCGUCAGGGUGGCACGUGGCGACUCCUCGGUUCCGUGGUCUUCAUCCAUCGACAGGAGCUCAUUACGACACUCUACAUCGGGUUCCUAGGUCUUAUUUUCAGCAGUUACUUCGUGUAUCUUGCCGAAAAGGACGCUGUUGGACCCGAUGGAAAGACGGACUUCUCCAGCUACGCGGAUGCCCUCUGGUGGGGCGUGAUAACCGUGACGACCAUCGGCUACGGGGACACGGUACCUCAGACCUGGAUGGGCAAGAUAGUCGCCUCGUGCUUCAGCGUAUUCGCGAUAUCAUUUUUCGCUCUCCCGGCCGGUAUACUCGGCUCCGGAUUUGCCCUGAAGGUCCAGCAGAAGCAACGUCAGAAGCACUUCAAUCGCCAGAUACCGGCGGCAGCGAUGCUGAUCCAGUGCCUCUGGCGCUGCUACGCCGCCGACAAGGCCAUCAACAGCGUCGCCACCUGGAACAUCUACGUGAAGGACCCGACGCCGGCGGGCCAGCCGGCGACUCCACUGGGAAAGUUGAUUUGUGUAAAGAAGAUGUCUCUGAUGAUCCAGGUGGCAAAGAGAGCGAGCGUGCUGAAGAGACGAAAAUCACGAAACCGGAUGGACGUGCAGCAGUCCUCGGGAUCGCAGGCGCUGUCUGCCGGUCAGCAGUCUAUGAGCGUCGCGACGGUAUCGGCGUCGGCGGCCACCGGCAACGUGACCGGAGGACCUAACGAUCAGUGCCGCGAGAACGAGGGCGACGUCGUGUUCUACAUGGAGGAGCCCAAGGCCGAUACUCCGAAUCGCGCGAGACGCGACAAUCGAGGGAGUCUCUUCACCUCGCAGACGAGUUCCGUGACGGAAGCCGCGAGCGACGAGAUCGACAUCGACAUCGAGGAACCGCAGAGGGUCACCACGCUGACCGAGGCGCACAGAAACGCCAUCAGGGCAAUUCGCAAGAUCAAGUACUUCGUAGCCAGGAGGAAGUUCCAACAGGCGAGGAAGCCGUACGACGUGCGUGACGUAAUCGAGCAGUACAGCCAGGGUCAUCUGAACAUGAUGGUCCGGAUCAAGGAGUUGCAGAGAAGAUUAGAUCAGACCUUGGGUAAGCCAGGUAGCUACCUGGCAGGAAUCGAUAGAGCUGGCAACGUAAAGCCAAUGACGAUCGGCGCGCGACUUUAUCGCGUCGAGCAGCAGCUCUCCGUCAUGGACAAGAAGCUGGACCAACUGGUCUACGUCCUGAACGCCGUGGCGCAGAAGCAGCAGAUACCGCUGAGGAGCAUCGAGGACGACGUGUAACAGAGAGCGACGGUGGUCGCGGUCGUCCUGCCACAGCUGACGAUAACGAACCCAACGCCGGAUCUGAUCAUCGUUCAGCGGGGCUCCCUGAAAACGUGGCUGAGCUCCGGGCGAAACGAGGUGCACCGGACCGGAAGUCCGGUAUCCGCGAUACGCACACGAUUCCCACGUAGCGUGGGCUCGGGAGCACGAGAGAACAGGACAUAGAGAGAGGGGAGAGAGAGAGAGAGAGAGAGAGAGAGAGAGAGAGAGAGUAAUUUUUUAAAAUGACGGUGAGGUGAAAGGAGAGGGAAUGGUCCAAGAGGAGAGAAAAGAGAAAAAAAGAACCAAGAACGACGCCGUUACGAGUGUAGGGUCCAAAGUGCGCAUAAUUAACGAGCAUAGCGUCGAAGCAUGAUGCACAGUUAACGAUAGAUAAUAAUUAUAAUAAUAACGGCAACAAUCGUAAAGCCUAAUCGUUAAGUAUACUUUUUAGCCUAAUCACUGCUUUAAGCCUGUACGGCGCGUCGACGCGCCGUACGCUCUAUGGUGCCUCUUCACUCGGUCUACUCCACUUUUGGUAGCCACCCCGUUAUAUCGCAGCUGCCGAUAUCGCGUGGCUGCCGGUAGUGUUCUUUUAGCAUAUCGAUAACAUUAAAGAGAAAACUAGCGAGAUCGGAUGACGCCGCUGGCUCCGUAGAGCGAAAACCGCGACGGUCGCGUGUUUAUUUUUCCGCGGCCAUUUUCGGGCACAACGGUCGCUAUUACGACGUGGAACGAUCGGUCGAUCCAACCGGAAGUCCCGGUCUCGAUUCCGUGCCUGGACACGUGGCCUUGAAACGAUCGAGUUACCGGGUGUACGAGAUAUCGAGCGAAAGAGAGAAAAGGAAUCUAAAGUGUGAACGCGAAUAGGAAGGAGAGAGUGAGAGGGAACGGGGGCCAACGAGAGACAAACGUGAAACGAGAGUGACCGGUUAUCGGUAACAGAUCUCGCGGGUAGGUAAUUGAGAUUACCCGCGAAAUUGGUAGAUCAGCCGCUUUCGAUCUGAAGUGAAACGAUCGUCCGGAAGAUCGACCGGAUCGUCCCGUGCGAAUUGAACGACGAGCGGCGGCGAAGUGUCUCGCGAUUAUGAGAUUACGAUACUCUUACGAGAAAAAAAAAAAAAAAGGAAUCUCGAAAGCAAGUAGUGUUCGUGAAUCGGCCGAAACAAAAAAUUUAAAAAAAAAAAAAAAAAAACAUUUUAACUCUAUCGCCAAUUUUUACUCUCUAACGCCCCUUUUUUUUUUUCUUCGACGCGCCUUCACCGCAGAACUCGGUUCAACUGUGCCGUUAGCCCAAUCGGGCACUUCCAUCUCGAAGAUAAACCGAGCUUACGCGCUGACCCGCGUUCGAAGGAAAACGUGCCUAAAUCGACUAUAUGCGCGCGCGUGCGCGCGCG